UGUUUUCUAGCUUUAUAUCUAAUCUACUGCUUUUCCGAAUCUCAAAACACAAGAGUAGCUCAAUGGUUCCAGUCAUAAUCAAAAGCCUUCUUUUCUUCUUUGCUUUCUUUAAUUAACUUCUUAAUUUAUUUAAGGGAACAUCAGACUCUAAACUCUUGUCUGCUCUCAUUUUCUUAAUUAAGAUCCCUUAGUGUUUGUUAAAACAUGCUUUCCUCAUCCCCACCGCCAGUAUUUCCGCCACCACCGCCACCACUAAAGCAAACCAUUCCAGUCCCUCUAGACCGAAUUGUAAUAUCAAAGCCAGUUAUAAACCAACAAGCUCCGGCUUCAGAAAAAACGGAUCUUGACACUCAUAACUCAAGAGGAGUUAGAAAAUCAAUCCUACUACAUCCUCGACGGACCAAUCCAUUGAUAUGGUGCUGUGCAAUCCUCUGUUUGAUAUUUAGUCUUAUUCUUAUCUUGUUCGGAGUAGCAACGUUAAUCAUCUUCCUCUCCAUAAAACCAAGAAUUCCAGCGUUUGACACUCCUAAUGCAAGCCUCAGCGGCAUCUACUUCGAUUCACCAGAAUAUUUCAAUGGUGAUUUUACCUUCCUGGUAAACUUUUCCAACCCCAACCACAGAAUUGAUGUAAGAUUCGAGUAUCUGAUUAUAGAGCUCUACUUUCAUGACAGUCUCAUUUCAAGUCAAGCUGUUCAACCUUUCUCUCAGAGAAGACGAGAAGCUAGAGUAGAAACAGUUCAUUUUAUAUCGAGCUUAGUCUAUUUGCCCCAGAAUCUUGGUGUGGAACUACAGAAGCAGAUUAUGAGCAACAAGGUUAACUACAACAUAAGAGGGACUUUUAAAGUGAGAGCCAAUCUGGGUUUGAUCCAUUUUUCUUAUUGGUUACAUAGCAGAUGUGAGUUAGUGAUGUCUAGUCCACCAACAGGUGUUUUAGUUUCCCAUAGUUGCAAAACAAGGAGAUGAAAAUGCAAACCCUUUUUCUUUAAUCUCCAGAUAUUUCGGCUAUGUUUGAU
Messenger RNA from Durio zibethinus, 1013 nucleotides. RefSeq names its product NDR1/HIN1-like protein 10. Gene Ontology annotation, cellular component: plasma membrane. The record is from RefSeq and is a predicted model, not a curated record. Gene Ontology annotation, biological process: defense response to other organism. Lineage: Eukaryota; Viridiplantae; Streptophyta; Magnoliopsida; Malvales; Malvaceae.